AUGGCUGAGAUUCAAUCAUCAAAUACAAAGCCCGUUGGUACCGCGCCUACCACGGAUUCCGCCAACCAACGGCAAUCCCAGCAGCGAGGACCAUCAUUACAUCAGAUCUACGCCCUUCCGGCCCCGAUCCGUACAUUCCCUCUGCCGGCCUUUUACCCAAGCAACCCCAUAUCUCUCUUUCAUGUUGCGUAUGCGUGGUUAGGCCAGCUGUGGUCUCCGCCCAAGGCGGAACCCUCAGCUGUGCACAUUGGAACAUGGUCCGCCGCUACAUCAUCCGUUCACAUUACGGAUGAUGUCUCUACCCGAGCCUUGUGGGAGCAAGGCUUCUAUGGCAAGGGUAGUCUAAGUCGUAGUGAGCCAAAUUGGCUCAAGCGUGAGCAGGUCCGACAAGGACUUGCUGAUGCACAUGUCAGCGAAAUCAUGACUGUGCAAAGACGCCAAGAGCGUAUGCGCGCCAAGUGGGAGCGAGCACGUCUUGAACAGGAGGUAAUUAGAGAGACCAGACUGAAGGAGGCCGAAGAAGCGAAAGCGAGAGAAACCAAGGCGCUAAAGGCCGAGGAAAUAAAAUUGCGAUCUCAAGAGUCGAAAGACAUCGCAACGCCCGAGUCUGACAAGCCAAUCUCACUAUCCGCCGCUCUUCCAACCUACGAGUCACCUGUCAGCCCUGCUGCCCUUCUGUCUCUGCCAAACUCCUUGGCAGACCUGGUACAGCCCAAGAUCAUUCAGCCUGUCACACCUGUUGUUUCUGUGCCCACAUAUGCCUCUCCGGUGUGCCCUCAGACCAUUCUAUCUCUGCCAAACUCGGCGACAGAUAUUGUCAACAAGCCUGUUGGCGAAAAUGCUGCGGAAGAGUUCAAUAUCUUUGGGAUUUCUGGGUCUAAUAUGGCUGGACUUGGUUUGUCCGUGGAUACUGCGCGUUCUAACUCAGUCAACGAAGUUGUCGCCAAUGGCGCCGCUUCUGUGAUAAGCUCAUCGUCUGAUGACGAAGGCAUUACGAGGCCGAAGAACCGUCGCAAGAGUGUUCGGUUCUCUCCUACUGUGGAGUCUACCACGUUUCACUUCGCAGACCCUCCAAGCCCCAAGCGUGCAGAGUCUAAUGGCAAGCUGAAUGGGCUGAGUGAUGGCCGCCCUAUCUCGCCUGUGGCUUUGAAUGGACGAAAAGAAGAUGGCAAAACGGAGAUUGUGAACAAGCCUGUUCUGAAGAACAUGGAACACCUUCAGCUUAUGCCCGAGGAGGCGUUCUUCCUGAGCUUUGGCCUGGGAGCCUUACAAGUCACUGACCCUGCUUCUGGUUCUCAGUUGUCAUCGUUGGAUUUGUUGAGACUCUUCCGGCAGCAUUCAUACUUCCCCCCUCGUGUUGAGGCUGAAGACCCUGCCCUUCAGCCUGACGACAACUUUCUGAUUCACUACGCUGUGUACCACCACUUCAGAUCCCUUGGCUUUGUUCCUCGUGGUGGUAUCAAGUUUGGUGUUGACUGGCUGUUGUACACCCGAGGACCUGUCUUUGAUCAUGCCGAGUUUGGAUUGAUUGUCAUUCCAUCUUACUCCGAUGCUCUUUGGAAGGAGAGUGGAAAGCAGAACCCACAAAAGACUUGGCAAUGGCUUCACGGGACUGUGCGCGUCCUUUCACAUGUCACCAAGAGUCUGGUGCUGGUUUAUGUGGAUGUGCCCCCUCCAUCGAAAUUCGAGCAGGCUCUUGAGAAGGGUGUCGCCGAGGCCUUGAAGCUAUACAAGGUCAGAGAGGUGAUGGUCAAGCGAUGGUCGACUAACCGCAACAGAGGAUGA
Fusarium pseudograminearum CS3096 is the source of this 1785-nucleotide messenger RNA. RefSeq lists its product as uncharacterized. The transcript has a single exon. Gene Ontology annotation, biological process: tRNA-type intron splice site recognition and cleavage; tRNA splicing, via endonucleolytic cleavage and ligation. The coding region runs from base 1 to 1785 and encodes 594 amino acids. The record is from RefSeq and is a predicted model, not a curated record. Lineage: Eukaryota; Fungi; Ascomycota; Sordariomycetes; Hypocreales; Nectriaceae. Gene Ontology annotation, cellular component: tRNA-intron endonuclease complex. Gene Ontology annotation, molecular function: tRNA-intron lyase activity; nucleic acid binding.